AUGGUCCCCAGAGACAUUGCUCUCAGGUUCAGUGAGGAAAUCACUGAUGUGGUCAACCACAUUACCAGUGGAAUCAGUUAUCUGCUUGAAUUGGGAUCGAUCGACAGAAACAGUCUUCGCAAGUUCCAAAUGUCAAAGGAGCAGGAAAUCAAAUACGGUCUAAGAAAGUACCUUAUUGCGACCACUUCAUUCAACACCCUGAUUGCUAUCGACUCCAAGACAAGAGAGGUGAUCAUCGAAGAGAUCUUGGAAAGCGGAGAAGUUGUUCAUUUGAGCACACGCGCCAUCGCCUCCUCUCCUGCUGUCUAUAAGCUGAACGAUCAUAGCAUUCUCUUGAAAUCAGGCGACCGCGUUCAAUCCUUCCAUAUAGUUGAGAAUGACGACCUGGCAGAGAAGCAGUAUUACUUCUACAGCGUGGGAGAGCAGGAGGUGGAAGGGUGGAAGGUGGUGGACGAGCAGGUGCAGCCCAUCUGGAACUUCCAACUGAAAGGAAGCGAAAAAGUUAUGAAGACUGCUAGUGCCUUCAGAGGACAUCAGAUCUCACACAUUCCACUUUACGAUCGCGAAAAAGUCUUCUUCAAGAACGUGGAUUUCACCAACAUCGCAGUUCUCACAAGUCUAAACCACACCACUUUGGGUCUCUACAUUAUCAAUGGUCGCACUGGUAAAGUCCAAUACAAUGCUUUCAAAAACUCAGUCAACAACGCUCUUCCCGUGAACCUUGUCUACGACGAAAACAACGUCCUCGUCUCCUACUUCCACACCCGUAACAAAUACUUCGAAAUUUGGACCAUUGAGCAAUACCAGGAGCGGAUCGAGAAUUCAGCCAUAAACAUGAUUUCGGACUAUCUCAACGGCGUUCCCUAUACUCCUCAAGAAAAUCGAGAACAGACCAUUUUCGAAAGCGAAGUAUACGGGUCGCCAGUGGCCAUCAAGUCACUCUACAUCAGUCAGUCCAAACAAUCACUUACUCGUCGUAACCUCUUCAUCAUCACCCGCGAAAAUAAACUUUACACUAUCAACCGCGAUUUCGUCAAUACUCGUCGUCCCCGCAAAGAUUCAAAGGAUGCAAAGGGCUUCUUCUCCAACGAAAAGCUGCCGGAGUAUGCUGACCUGUUGCCUUUCAAUCCCAGUUUUUACCUCAGCUACGAUCUUCCUCUCAGCAACCUCGACUCAGUGGUCUUCAGUCCAGCCGAUAUGGAGUCAUCAAUUUUCGUCUUCUGCUACGGCGUGGAUAACUUCCUCAUCAGAACGGCUCCCGAUAAGACAUUCGACAUGAUCAUGGAGGAUUUCAACUACUUGAUGCUUUUGGUGAUCCUGGCAGCCGGCACUGCAGCGAUCCUCUUCUUCAGACGUCUUCUCAAGUUGGCCAAGCUCAAAAAGCCCCAUCUCGAAUGA
This is a messenger RNA of Nymphaea colorata (pocket water lily), 1398 nucleotides long. RefSeq lists its product as uncharacterized. The record is from RefSeq and is a predicted model, not a curated record. Gene Ontology annotation, cellular component: EMC complex. The transcript is spliced from 2 exons. NCBI's taxonomy places the organism in Eukaryota, Viridiplantae, Streptophyta, Magnoliopsida, Nymphaeales, Nymphaeaceae. The coding region runs from base 1 to 1398 and encodes 465 amino acids. Gene Ontology annotation, biological process: protein folding in endoplasmic reticulum.